Molecule: messenger RNA, 372 nt
Organism: Lingula anatina
Lineage: Eukaryota; Metazoa; Brachiopoda; Lingulata; Lingulida; Lingulidae
Molecular function (GO): hydrolase activity
Source: RefSeq, a predicted model, not a curated record
AUGCGGAUUGACACCCAGGAGUCGUACAAACGCUAUGCUGAUGGCUAUGUUCUUACCACUGAGUCUAUGUACUGGCUUGUAAAUCACUUUCUCCACAACGAGGCUGAGAGGUUGGAUCCACGUGCAUCUCCAAUUCUCCGGACAAAGUUUGGCCACCUUCCACCAGCCUUGUAUGUUGCUGCCACACACGAUGUCCUGUUUGACGAAGGGAUGGAAUAUGCCAAAAAACUGAAAGAAGCCGGUGUAACGAUUGAAACCCUUAUGUUAGAGGGCAUCACCCACGGUGUGGUUAAUUUCCCAAAUUACUACAAAGAGACGGUCGCCAUGACAUGCAAAAAGAUUGCAGAGUUCGUACAAAAGCAUUCUGAAUAA